AUGAGCACGGGAGAGAAGCAUUUGGAGACUGGUGAGGCUACUGCAGCUCACUCUGAGUUUGUUGGAUAUGGCCCUAUGGAGGUUCCUCGCGUUACUUGGUGGAAGCACCGUGGUUUGCGCAAGUUAUAUCCUAUGAUGCCUAUUCUCUUUCUUGGUUCGACGAUUAAUGGGUACGAUGGGUCACUCUUGAAUGGGCUUCAGACGAUGACUCCAUGGCAAGAAUAUUUUAACAACCCGAGUGGUUCCACGCUGGGUCUUUUCACUGCUAUUCAGAACAUUGGUGGCGUCUGUUCCUUGUUCUUUUCCUCCUAUAUUGCUGAUUUGCUUGGAAGAAGGGCCGGAGUAACCAUUGGAUUGAUCAUUCUGUUGGUCGGGACAAUUAUCCAAGUGGUUCCCUCGGUCAACUCCAACAUGUUCCUAGCUGGAAGGUUCCUCGUGGGUCUUGGAUCCAAUGUGAGCCAGGGAUCCGCUCCUCUGCUCAUCACAGAGCUUGCCUAUCCUCAACACCGUGGAAAGUUGACGACGAUGUACAACACGCUGUGGUACCUAGGCUCCAUUGUCGCAGCAUGGACCGUCUUCGGGACAAUCAAAUAUACCUCCGAAGCAGCAUGGAGAAUCCCAGUCGGUAUGCAGGCAGCAAUGCCUCUCAUACAAAUCACAGGCAUAUGGUUUCUCCCAGAAAGUCCUCGCUGGCUGUGUGCAAAAGAUCGCCCAGAUGAAGCCUUCGAUAUCCUUGUCAAAUACCACGGAGGUGGCGACAGAGAUGAUCCAUUCUGUUCAUUCGAGUUCCAUGAGAUCCAACAGACCAUCCUCAUGGAAAAGAGGAACUCCAAGGAUGGAUGGCAAGUCCUGGUUCAAACUCCAGGAAAUCGAAAGCGACUGUUGCUCAUUGCACUAGUUUCGUUCUUUUCGCAAUGCUCAGGUAAUGGAUUGGUAUCAUAUUAUCUUCACGAUAUCUUAUCAUCUGUUGGAAUCGAGUCAUCUUACGAUCAGUCUAUGAUCAAUGGCGCCUUGCAGAUCUGGUCUUUGCUGGUUGCUGUUGGAUUUUCUGCUUUCCUCGUUGACGUCCUUGGUCGACGGACAUUGUUCAUGAUUGCCGGUGUUGGUAUGCUGAUCAGCUUUGCUGUUUGGACCGGGUGCUCUGCGGUAUAUGCUCAGACUGGUAAUACCAGCGCUGGCUCCGCUGUCAUUGCCAUGAUAUUCCUCUUCUAUGGCGUGGCAGGAUUCGCUUGGCCAGGUCUAACGGUGGCGUAUCCAGCUGAAAUCCUUCCGUUCAAUAUCCGAGCCAAGGGCAUUGCUGUUGGAAUGGCUCUAACGGCUCUGUCAUCCGUAUUCAACCAGUAUGUCAACCCGGUCGGUCUGGAAGCUCUGCAAUGGCGAUUCUAUUUCGUCUAUAUAGCGAUUCUGGUCGUCGAAUGUCUCUGUAUUUGGUUCCUAUUCGUGGAAACAAAGGGACCGACACUCGAAGAGAUUGCAGCGUUGUUCGAUGGCGAAGAUGCAAACGUGGCCAGCAAUGAGCUUCGGCAAGAGACCAAAACAGUGGAUGGUGCCGGGAUAAACAAGACCUAG
Messenger RNA from Penicillium canescens, 1569 nucleotides. RefSeq lists its product as uncharacterized. The coding region runs from base 1 to 1569 and encodes 522 amino acids. Gene Ontology annotation, cellular component: membrane. Lineage: Eukaryota; Fungi; Ascomycota; Eurotiomycetes; Eurotiales; Aspergillaceae. The record is from RefSeq and is a predicted model, not a curated record. The transcript has 5 exons. Gene Ontology annotation, biological process: carbohydrate transport; transmembrane transport. Gene Ontology annotation, molecular function: carbohydrate:proton symporter activity.